Bursaphelenchus xylophilus (pine wood nematode) is the source of this 4525-nucleotide messenger RNA. The record is from the annotation of a GenBank genome assembly. NCBI's taxonomy places the organism in Eukaryota, Metazoa, Nematoda, Chromadorea, Rhabditida, Aphelenchoididae.
AUGCAGGGAGAGGGCGAAUCCAACAUCUUUGGAUCCAUCUUCCCCACAAGGCGUUGGUCGGGGGACGCUGAACGGGAGCAACUGAUCAGCCAAGCCAGUCCAACCUUUGAUCAACCAACCACCUCGAGGCAAGAUAACUACGGUUCCUUGGAAAACCCUCGGCGAAGAACGUUGAGGGCAUCGGAUCCAGAAAUGGCUAAUAUGGUGGUGAGGAAGAAUAAAGGUAAGUCUUUAUUGUUUUUAUUGAGGUUGGUUUAGGACGGCUUUGAUCUUGGAAGUAUAGUUAUUCAGUUCUAUUCUUCUAGAAUCUCCUAAAAUUAGGACGGCCUUGAGUGCAGGACAUUUGGAGAACCUUGAAACCACUUCAGAUUCCUCUUCAGAGGAUUCAUUUGAAUUUCAUGGAGCUUCGGACGCCGCUAAUGCCCAUUAUGCGGUUAUCCAUUUAAAUGAUGAGGAUCUUCACAUUUGGGCCUAUAAGCUCUGCCUAUGGAAAGCGGUAGGGUCUUUUAUUUCUGAUUUAUUUUUUUUAGAUAUUAAUGUACCUCUUUUCUUUCGCGACUCUUGGAAUAGUCAGACUAGUUCUAUAUUGGUACCCUAAAUUAUAUGUCCACUGUACUUCUAAUAAGUCCACAAUGGCUGAGAGUGACUACAUGUUAGUUAGGUAAGAGAGAAUUCUCAAUUCUAUAUUGUGUUUUAGGGAUGAUCAUCAAAAUUUGGCAUUUCGCAAGAUACGAAUUGCAAAGCCACCUUCAAAUGAUUUCCUAUCCAUGCCCGUGGGAAAAGGGAAGAUGGUCUCUGUCUCCAGUUUGAGGUAUUUUACCUACAGAAAGCUGUGCUAUGUCUGGCAUCCAACGGAAAGUAGAUUCUCGACAACAGACCAAUUGGAAAACGAUCUCCCACUUGGUUACUUCCACGAUUGCUGGGACGGACAGAAAGGAUUAACCGAAGCCGAAGUUCAGAGACGUUUGACUGUUUACGGGAAGAAUCUGAUUGAGGUCAAAUUGAAACCAAUCAUAGUGCUGUUGUUCAAGGAAGUGAUUUCUCCCUUUUACAUCUUUCAAGUGUUCAGGUGAGUAACAGGCAGAGCCGUUGGUAUGAAAUAAGAUUAGAAUUGAAGAUUACUUAUGUAAACUUUUGUUUUUAGUGUGUUGGUAUGGUACUCAGAUGACUAUGAGUACUAUGCUUCCAUUAUUGUAUUGAUGUCGGUCUGUUCAAUUGUUAUGGAUAUCUUCCAAAUUAGACGGCAAGAGAAGAAAUUGAGAGCAAUGGUUCACAGUGAAGAUGUUGUGGAAGUGGUGAGAGAUGGUGGUAAAGUGAAGAAAGUCUCGUCGUCAUCGGUAAGUAGUUUCAUUCAAUGCUUUAUUCUUUAGUUGGUACCCGGAGAUGUUAUCUUGAUCCCACCUCGAGGCUGUAUUCUUCAAUGCGAUGCUGUUCUAAUGAAUGGAACUGUGAUACUGAAUGAGUCCAUGCUUACUGGAGAGUCUGUACCGGUCACAAAAGUUGCUUUGCCCGAGCCGGAAGACGAUAAACAUCGUGAAUAUGAAUUUUCUUUGAAGGAACACUCCAAGCACAUCUUAUUUUGUGGAACAUCAGUUCUUCAGACUCGAUUUUACGGGGGAAAACCAGUCCAGGCCAUCGUUUUGAGGACAGCUUACUUGACUUUGAAAGGUCAAUUGGUCAGGUGAGAAUAAAUUGGGAUUUUAUUGUAAAAUAUUGUUUUAGAUCAAUCAUGUACCCCAAGCCUGUUGAUUUUCGAUUCACCAAGGAUUUGUUCCGUUUUGUUGGCUUCUUAUCGAUGAUUGCGAUGGUUGGAUUUGGGUAUACGAUAGCGGUGAUGAUAAUGAGAGGAUCGGCCUUAAAAAAGAUCAUCCUCAGAUCUCUGGACAUCAUCACAAUUGUUGUUCCUCCGGCUCUCCCAGCAGCCAUGAGUAUUGGAAUAUUCGCAGCGCAGAUGAGAUUAAGAGCCAAGCAGAUCUUCUGUAUAUCCCCAUCAACGAUCAACACGUGUGGAGCUAUUAAUGUGGUCUGUUUUGAUAAGACGGGAACUCUGACUGAAGAUGGGCUUGAUUUCCAUUGCUUACGAGCUGUUUAUGAAGAGCCCCGACAACUUCAAGCAGUGCGAGAGGAAGCUCAUGAGCCGGUCUUUGGAGAAGAAUUAUACGAAUUCCACAGGGACGAACUUCCACAUGAUGGGGAACUGGUAAAAGCUGUGGCCACGUGCCAUUCAUUGACUCGAAUUGAGAAUGAAUUGUGUGGAGAUCCUCUGGAUUUAAUCUUAUUCAACAAGACCAAUUGGAUCAUUGAUGAAUCCCCAACAGAUGAUCAAAUUGAGGAGACCGCCUUGUUCGAUAUGCUCCAACCAACGGUUAUCAGAUCACCCGCAGGGCAUUUUGGAUCAAACGAACCGGAAACAGAGAUGGCUGUCAUUAGGCAGUUUACCUUCAGGUUAGCAUUUUCGCGUCUUACAUUGUAUUAUUCAUAUAUCAAUAGAUGUAAGCCUUAAUUUUAGUUCGUCCUUGCAACGAAUGGGUGUCAUAGUCCACAAUCCCAAUGAGCCUGGUCGUUCCAUGCAUUUGUAUGUGAAAGGUGCUCCCGAGAUUGUCGCUUCUCUGUGUCGACCCGAGUCCGUCCCCUCUUCCUAUGAUAAUGUGGUCAAUCAUUAUGCUCAACAUGGCUAUCGUCUGAUCGCUGUAGCUUCCCGAAAACUUGAUCUCAGUUAUGCCAAAGCCCAGAAGGUGAAGAGAGAUGUGAUUGAAUGCGAUCUCCGAAUGCUGGGUGUAAUCGUCAUGGAGAACAGAGUCAAAACCCAGACUUGUCCAGUGAUUGGUCAGCUUAAUAAGGCCAGAAUCAGGACGGUUAUGGUUACUGGAGACAACGUUCUGACAGCCAUGAGUGUGGCCAGAGAAUGUGGUAUCAUCCGGCCUUACAAAAGAACAUUCCUUCUUGAACAUGGUGGAGUCAUGGGAGAUGGGAGAGUUCAUCUCAGUCUGAGGCAAUCAGCCUCCGCUUCUGAUGAAUUAAAUGAAUUCGAGGAAUCUUCAACCACUGUGGACCCUGAAUGUGGACAUUUGGUGGAUUCGAGUUAUCAACUGGCCAUUACUGGUCCCACUUUCGCGGCCAUUUGUGAUGAUUAUCCGGAACUCUUGGAUAAAUUGAUCUGUGUUUGUGAUGUCUACGCAAGAAUGUCUCCAGAUCAAAAACAACUUCUUAUCAACACUCUACAAGAAGUUAAUUACACGGUAGCCAUGUGUGGAGAUGGAGCCAAUGAUUGCGCGGCCUUGAAAGCGGCCCAUGCUGGAAUCUCCCUGUCCGAAGCCGAAGCCUCGAUUGCCGCACCGUUCACAUCAAAGAUCCCUGAUAUCCGAUGUGUUCCUAUGGUCAUCCGUGAAGGAAGAGCGGCCCUCGUUACUUCUUUUGGAGUAUUCAAAUACAUGGCUGGCUAUUCUCUGACCCAAUUCAUCACCAUCAUGCAGUUAUAUUGGCUGAAUACUAAUUUAACGGACUUCCAGUUCUUGUACAUUGAUCUGGGGUUAAUCACGCUGGUUGCUUUGUUCUUUGGGUACACUCCUAGUUGUGAAAAGUUGGAUUCAACCCCUCCGCCGACAAGAUUGUUGUCCUUGGCAUCAGCUUUGUCAAUCAUUGGGCAGUUAUUUAUCAUCGCUGGGUUCCAGGUAGGGGGUAAUUUUUAUAUUGUUUUUGAUGAAGCUUAUUUUUUGUAAUUGUUUCUGAUUUCAGUUGUUCGUCUUCAUAUAUACAGCCAUGCAGCCCUGGUUUAUUCCUUAUGCGAUGCCAAUGGGAGAUGACGUGGAAGAUCGAAGAUCCAUGCAGGGAACGGCCAUUUUUUGUGUGUCCACCUUCCAAUACAUAACAUUGGCUAUAAUCUACAGCAAAGGUCAUCCAUACAGAAAACCGUUGUUCUCCAACCGUCCCUUGUGCUUUUCUUUGAUCAUUUUAUCAUUGAUAUCAGCUUGGAUAACGGUCAAUCCACCAGAUUUUCUCUCAUCAUGGCUUGAAUUCGAUCCAAUCCCGUACUUUGAGAACAGGCUAUUCUUGUUGAUGAUUGCGAUUCUUAGUGGGCUGUGCUCUUACUUGUUUGAGAACUAUGUGAUCGAACAUGUUAUCCUUGGCGUGAGAGAACGGUAAGUUUUAUUAUUUGAAAUCUUUACAAUGUUUUUUGAAUUUCAGAAGAAAGAAGCGUCAACAGAUCGUGGCCGACUCCUCAGAUGCUCCUCGUUUUGAGAGGAUUCUGAAUUCGAUUGGCUCGGAACCCCAAUGGAUCCGCAACUUAACGACAGCCGGUCUCCGUUCCGAGCCAUCUCUCUUCACUCCGACUCAUAAUAAGUUCAGAAGGAUCGAAGCCCUGAAUUCGACUCAGGAAGACCGUCAAUCCCUCAAUUCAGGCCUUGUUGUCCUCCGGUCCCCCAAUAAUGACAGCUUUGCCUCAGGGCAUCCGGAUCUCAAUUCCCCGUCAACUGACCGCAGUUCGGCCGUUCUCUUACCAUCCAACUCUCAGCUGAAUGUCUGA